AUGGUUAAUAAAAAUGUACUAGGAAUAUGUCUGAUGUUUCUAGUAGCAUCAAGUGUGGUGUACGAGGCGCAAGGAACGUUCUUGCUAAAGAUGUACUUGAGGAGGAAAUUCGUACGAAGGGCCACGGACUUUACACCAUUCGCAUGCAACGGUAUGUUACUUUUGACGAGUACACUUCGUCGUGGGUGUCCCGCGACUAGAGAGUUCAAGAAAUUCUUUUCACUCUUCACGUCUUACGUGGAAUUCAUCAGCAAUGCCUCGGCCACCACAUCGGAAAGCACCGAUACUCAGCUAACAACAAAAGUUGAUGCCCUCACAAAUGCUAUAUCUGUAUUGACUGGUGCUAAAAGCGGAUCGAAUUCAAAUUUUAGAGAGACCAUGCUGUCAAUGGGAAAGACUUUGAUGGAGCAGAAGAGGAGUAGUUCAGAGCGCAUGACACUUCAGCAAAAGAAAGUGUUGGUCGUGGCUAUGGUGCAAUGGGCUAAAACGGUAGUUACAUUGGUAAAAACAGCCGUGGAGACAGCAGGAAAGUCUAUCGAUGUAUCAAAUCUAGGGCUUGACGUGGAUGUUAACGCCGUUGUUGGAAGUGGAAUAUCUGAAAAUGAAAGCUCAAGUGCUAAGGGAGAUUCGUCUACUAUGACACAAUCCACCGGUACAACUACAAACAGCCCGAGUGGCACAACCACAGGGAGUCCAAGUGAAAGUCCCACGGACAGCCCGAGUGGUACAACCACAGAGAGCCCUAGUGAAAAAACCACAGAGAGCCCAGGUGAAAGUUCCACGGACAGCCCGAGUGGCACCACCACAGAGAGACCGAGUGAAAAUCCCACGAACAGCCCGAGUGGCACAACCACGGGGAGCCCAAGUGAAAGUCCCACGGAUAGCCCGAGUGGUACAACCACAGAGAGCCCUAGUGAAACAACCACAGAGAACCCAAGUGGAAGUUCCACGGAUAGCCCGAGUGGUACAACCACAGAGAGCCCGAGUGAAAAUCCCACGGAUAACCCGAGUGGCACAACCACGGGGAGCCCAAGUGAAAGUCCCACGGACAGCCCGAGUGGUACAACCACAGAGAGCCCUAGUGAAACAACCACAGAGAGCCCAAGUGAAAGUUCCACGGACAGCCCGAGUGGCACAACCACAGAGAGCCCGAGUGAAAAUCCCACGGACAGCCCGAGUGGUACAACCACUGACAGCCCGAGUGGAAGUCCCACAGACAGUCCGAGUGGAAGUACCACGGACAGUCCGAGUGGAAGUCCCAUGGACAGCAAUUCUGGUACAACCACAGACAGCCUGACUGGUACAACCACGGAAAGCCCGAGUGGAAGUCCCGCAGACAGCUCUUCUGGUACAACUACGGGCAGCCCGAGUGAUACAACCACUGACAGCCCGAGUGGUACAACCACUGACAGUCCGAGUGGAAGUCCCACGGAUAUCCGGAGUGGAAGUUUUACGGACAGUACUGGUAUAACCACUGACAGUCCGAGUGGAAGUCCCACGGAGAGCCCAAGUGAAAGUCCCACAGAUAGCCCUUCUGACUCAAAAUCUGCUAGUGGUGAAAACUCUGCCAAAGAAGUCGAAAUUCAAACAUCCAAAGAAGCAAGGUCGUUCAUUCAUGCCUUAGAGAAGAAGUACGCAGGAACAGUAGAACUCGAUACGUUCUUCGAGAAACUCAAGACUUCCAUGUCUGCUUCCACAAAGAUAUCUAACACUGACGAAAAACGUUUCGUUUCUAAAAUGAAUUCUGCUGUUAGUUCUGUGUCCGAAGCCGCAUCUACUGUUAGUUCAAAGUUAGCCAAAUCACCAGAGGCGAAGAGCCGCAUGAAAUCUUCCAAAGAACAAUUGAUGAAGACUUUCAAAGAACUAGAAGACCUUAACAGUAAAAUAGUGAGCGAAAAUAAAGGCAAAACAGUGUCGUCCACACAACACUCAGAGCUUAAACAGGCACUCAGUAAAUGGGAACAAGUCACCACCCAGUUUGUGGAGAAUCUUACCUCUUCGAGUUCUUCAUCUUCAUCUUCAUCUUCCUCUUCCUCUCAGUCUCAGAAAUCUCAACAGUCUAAACAAUCUCAUGAGUCUCAACAGUCUCAGCAGGGCAGUACCAUGAAGACUCAGACCAAUUGAUGCGACUCAAAUCAUCAAGAAAGACAAACUAGUACAGCCAUAUAUGAUAAUUUAGUAACCAACUAGAGGUUUUUGUUUCUUUCAAUAAGACUAAUUAGAUCGGUGUAGGCAAGCAAUGUCUACCUAUAGACCGACGUAUGCAAAUAAUGUAUACUGUAUGCGCUCUCUCUGUGCUUUACAAAGAGAAGUAAGCGAGACACAAAAGGGAUUUUGAAUAGUUUUUUUUUUGUGUUCCUACC
This is a messenger RNA of Raphanus sativus (radish), 2363 nucleotides long. RefSeq lists its product as uncharacterized. Bases 1 to 2124 code for a protein of 707 amino acids. Lineage: Eukaryota; Viridiplantae; Streptophyta; Magnoliopsida; Brassicales; Brassicaceae. The record is from RefSeq and is a predicted model, not a curated record. The transcript is spliced from 5 exons.